CUGGUUGGGUGGGGCUGCCUUUGUGCUGAAACUUCAGCACGUCCAUCAGAGGAUUCCCAAGGGGGAGAUGCUUGGUUGUGGCAGGUUGGAGGAUUCCCAGUUUGGAGGAGAUUGGGGUUAGGAGCUAAGGUAAGAUUGCUGGGAGUUGGGUGGGAGUCCCCAGUGGGUGAUGGCUGGGUCCUCUAUGCCCACUGCCCUGAGAUGGGAAUAGGUAGUACCUAAUACUUAAGCUUACUCUAUGCCAGGUGCCAGGUGUUCUAAAUGCUUUACUUCCAGUAAUGGUUUUACUUCUCCACAAUAACCUAAGACAGGUACUAUUAUUAUCCCAUUUUACAGAUGGGAAAAGAGAGGGCAAGAAGAUGGCAGAGAUGGGAUAUAAAUCCACGCAGUCCGGCUCCAGAGUCCUCGCUGUAGCCAUCUUGAGGCCUUGUGGCCUCUCUGAUAACGGGCCAGGAGCUGGUCUGGGGGCUGGAGAGUAGAUUCCUGGCUUCCAAAGGGGACUGGGGAUCCUAUGCCCCCACAUCCACUGCUUCCUUCUUCUGACCCGGUUUCCUGGCAAGUGCGGCAGAGGCGCUGUGGCAGGAAGUCCUGUGGUCAUGGCCCCCCAGAAGGCAGGCUCCGCCAGGAUGGGGCCCCUAUGCCUCCUCCUGACUGCCGUGCUGCUCCUGGCCCAGGCGGCGCCGAGGAAGGCCUCUCAGCACUGCAGCCGCCUCGAGUACUGGAACCCUGACGACCUGUGCAGUGGCAGCUGCCUGCAGCGAUUCGGGCCGACCCCUGCUCGGACUGAAUUUUCGGAAAACUGCCGGCCGGAUGAUGCGGGCAAUCACGUAACGCACCCCUUCAAAGAGUGUCCUCCUGGGCAGUGCAACCCCAACACCGAAGAGCUAGGUAGCCCUUGUGGCGGCGGAGCAACGGCCCCCACUUCCUUGGGGAGCCGCGGCGGGACCCGGAGGCGCGGCAGACAGAAGCCGGUCCCUAACAAGGAGCCCUGCCCCCUGACACGUGGAAAACUGAGCGUCCUUAGUUCCCAGGAGCCCAGCUCACCGGCGAUCCCCAGUCUCCCGUGGACAUCUGAGCACAAAGUCCCUCAGCAGGCCUGGCCGAGUUGGAGUUUUGACCUGUCCCUGGUGCUGGUUCUGCUCGUGACCUCAGCAGUAAUCCUCCUGCUCGCCCUGCAAAGGCACCGCCGUCGCCACCACCAGGGGAAAGCCGUCCAACACCCCUAUCCUGGCUUGGUUUGCAACGACCUGAACACCCACAUCCUAUUCUCCCUGCACUCGUCCCCUCCAGGCUCCCUGGAGGCUUCAGAGGCAGGGUACUCAGGGAAGGAGGUCCCUCUGCCUCCACUCCUAGGCAGGGAGCCGCCAAGUCUGGAAUCACAGCCGCUGUCUCACCUCCAGGAUGAGCUGGAAGUGCUGGAGGAGCUGGAGCUGAUCGUGCUGCUGGAUCCUGAGCCUGAGCCAGGUUGGGGGAGAGCCUGUGGCAGCACUCGACACCUGGCUGCAAAAUAUGGACUGCCUGCUGCCUGGUCCACUUCUGCCUACUCCCUGCGGCCCAGUCGCUGGCCUCGGCGGGCCGUGAUGGAGAUGGUGGUGGCAAGGGAGCCCUCUGCCUCUCUGGGCCAGCUUGGUGCACCUGCCCAGAGAGGGCGGGCAGAUGCGCUGCGGGUGCUGUCCAAGCUUGGCUGAGCUGGCGCCUGCCCGGCCUAGUACCCGAUAAAAAUAAAGUUUCCAUUGAA
Balaenoptera acutorostrata (minke whale) is the source of this 1738-nucleotide messenger RNA. It is a transcript of the gene IGFLR1, whose product is annotated as IGF like family receptor 1. NCBI's taxonomy places the organism in Eukaryota, Metazoa, Chordata, Mammalia, Artiodactyla, Balaenopteridae. The record is from RefSeq and is a predicted model, not a curated record.